Manihot esculenta (cassava) is the source of this 3068-nucleotide messenger RNA. RefSeq names its product putative receptor-like protein kinase At3g47110. Bases 42 to 3068 code for a protein of 1008 amino acids. The transcript has 2 exons. Gene Ontology annotation, molecular function: protein kinase activity; protein binding; ATP binding. Gene Ontology annotation, biological process: protein phosphorylation. The record is from RefSeq and is a predicted model, not a curated record. Lineage: Eukaryota; Viridiplantae; Streptophyta; Magnoliopsida; Malpighiales; Euphorbiaceae.
CAGCACAAAUUGCUUGUGAAUGUACUUUAAACCUUUCACAUAUGGGCUCAACACUCCCCUGCUCCUUGUUCUGCAUCCUUGUGUGUCUCUUUGGCGUCCGAUGUUCUGCAAACUCUGCUGCAGCAGCAGCAGCUGGAAAUGAGACUGAUCAACUAGCUCUUCUCCAUUUCAAAGCGAAAAUAACCAACGACCCUUUUGGGGUUUUACAGCUUUGGAAUUCUAGCACUCAUUUCUGCCAGUGGCAAGGCAUUACUUGCGGCCGUCGGCAUCAGCGGGUUGUCAAGUUGGAGCUAUUUUCUUUGAAACUUGAAGGUUCUAUAUCACCCCGCAUCGCAAAUUUAAGCUUUUUAAGGGUAUUAGAUCUGAAAAAUAACAGCCUUAGCAAAGAAAUCCCUUCAGAAAUUGGCCAUCUUCGCAGACUGGAAACUUUGAUUUUGUCCAAUAACUCCAUUGGUGGCAGAAUACCUUCCAAUAUAUCUGCAUGUUCUAAUCUCAUUUCUUUCAAUAUUGGUUACAACCAGGUAGCAGGAGAAAUCCCAAGUUCCCUCGGCUCGUUGUUGCAGCUCCAGGUUUUUGCUGCAAAUCGUAACAAUCUAUCAGGAACAAUCCCUUCUAGUUUUGGGAACUUGUCAUCUCUUGAGAGACUUGAGCUAACUGGCAAUGUUAUUGGUGGGAGGAUUCCGUUCACCCUUGGCAGACUAAAAAAUCUCAAGUAUUUUCUCCUAACUGUUAAUAAAUUUUCAGGAGAAAUUCCAUCUUCAAUCUUUAAUCUUUCUUCCAUUGUGAUUUUUGACGUGGGAGGAAAUGAACUUCGAGGGCAUCUUCCUUCAGACAUGGGUAUUACACUUCCUAACCUUAAAGUCCUCACUGUUGCUUUCAACCAAUUCAGUGGUUCCAUUCCAGUCUCAAUAUCUAAUGCCUCCAAACUAGAAUUUCUUCAAUUUCCAAGAAACAACUUUACAGGGGAAGUUCCCUCCUUGGAAAAUUUGCAAAGGCUUCAGGUUUUGCUCCUUGGCAGCAACAGCCUCGGAGGUGCAGGAACCAACGACUUGUCGUUCUUGUGCUCUUUGAUAAAUGCUACCAAUUUGGGAUAUUUAAAUAUGCAAGCUAAUAGCUUUGGAGGUUCUUUGCCUUCAUGCAUGGCCAACUUGUCGAGGACUCUUCAAACAUUCGCAGUAGAAAGCAACAAAAUAUUUGGAAGCGUGCCUGCUUGGAUAGGUAACUUUGUCAACCUGAAAAUUCUCUCAGUAGCAGAUAACAGAUUCUCAGGGAAUCUCCCUUCUAUUAUUGGAAAGCUCCAAAACCUGGAGAUACUCUACGUGAGUGAAAACAAAUUAUCUGGAGAAAUUCCUCAUUCUCUUGGUAAUUUAACACUGUUGACACAAUUAACAUUGAAUCAGAAUAAUUUUCAAGGUAGCAUCCCCUCAAGUUUAGGAGAAUGUCAAAAUCUGAUAUUGCUUAAUCUGUCAAGCAAUAAUCUUACGGGCAAUAUUCCUCCAGAAGUAUUUUUGCUCUCUUCCCUGUCAAUCUAUCUUGGCCUGUCUCAAAAUCGUUUGACAGGUUCUCUUCCUAUCGAGGUUGGGAAUCUGAAAAACCUUGGUGUGUUGCAAGUUUAUCAGAAUUUGCUAUCUGGGGAAAUUCCAGGCAGCCUUGGCAGUUGUGUCAGAUUGGAAAUAUUAACCAUGCAAGGCAAUUUCUUCCAGGGUCCCAUUCCUUCAUCUUUGAAUGCACUGAGGGGUCUCAAAGUGUUUGAUCUUUCUCAUAACAAUUUCUCUGGUCAAAUUCCCAAGUUCUUGGGUGGCUUUGUUUAUCUGCUCAAUUUAAACUUAUCAUUCAACAAUUUUGAAGGCAGUGUACCGAUUGAAGGAGUUUUCAGAAAUGCAAGUGCUACUUCAGUUAUGGGAAAUACGAAUCUCUGCGGAGGAAUACUCGAUUUCCAUUUGGUUGCUUGCCACUUGAAAACUUCUGCUGAUAGAAGAUCAAGCAAGAAAGCACGGCUAAUAGUUCCUGUUGUGGCAGGGGCUUUGGGAGCACUUCUGAUGUUUUCUUUCCUUUUUCUUCUAAGAUUAAGAAAGAAAAAUCAGGCACCUGAAAUCUCUUCAGUAGAUUCACUUAUAAGAGUGUCUUAUCAAAUUCUUUAUGAAGCCACCAAUGGUUUCUCCUCCGAGAAUUUGAUCAAUGUGGGUAGCUUUGGAUCUGUAUAUAAAGGAGUUCUUGGCGAAGGUGGACAAUCCAUUGCUGUUAAGGUUCUGAACCUUCAGCACAGUAAAGCAGCAAGAAGCUUCAUUGCAGAAUGUGAAGUGCUGAAGAAUAUCAGACAUCGAAAUCUUGUAAAGGUACUAACAGCUUGUUCAAGUAUUGAUUAUCAAGGCAACGAUUUCAAGGCUCUAGUUUAUGAGUACAUGGUUAAUGGAAGCCUUGACGAUUGGCUGCAUCCAGUUGUGGCAGUUGAUGGAAAUCAUCAUGAGCCACCAAAGAAUUUAAAUUUUCUUCAAAGACUAAGUAUUGCUAUUGAUGUUGCUUUUGCACUUGAAUAUCUUCAUAAUCAUUGUGAAACUACAAUCGUUCAUUGUGAUCUGAAGCCGAGUAAUAUUCUUCUCGAUGAUGAACUGACCGGCCAUGUCAGUGACUUUGGACUUGCAAAAUUUCUUCUUAAGGAUUUGAAUGGUUCAGCCAUUCAUUCAAGUUCUGUUGGAUUAAGAGGUACUAUUGGUUAUGCUCCUCAAGAAUAUGGAUUAGGAGGUGAGGUGUCACCACAUGGUGAUAUCUAUAGUUAUGGGAUUUUGUUGCUGGAGAUGUUCACUGGGAAAAGGCCAACUCAUGAAAUGUUCAAAGAAGACUUGAACCUUCACAAAUUAGCUAAGUCAGCAUUGCCAGAUAGAGUAGCUGAGAUUUUAGACCCACUACUUGUAGAAAGAGUUGAAUCAGAAACAAGCAUAAAUGAUUGUUUGAUUUCAAUCAUUGGUAUUGGAGUAGCUUGUUCUGUUGAAUCUCCUGGGGAAAGGAUGGAUAUCAGUGAUGUAACCUUGAAGCUAUGUUCCAUCAGAAACAAGCUUCUUCGUAAUUAA